Messenger RNA from Spea bombifrons (plains spadefoot toad), 1122 nucleotides. Its product is annotated as olfactory receptor 10A7-like. Gene Ontology annotation, molecular function: G protein-coupled receptor activity; olfactory receptor activity. The transcript is spliced from 2 exons. Gene Ontology annotation, biological process: G protein-coupled receptor signaling pathway. Lineage: Eukaryota; Metazoa; Chordata; Amphibia; Anura; Pelobatidae. The coding region runs from base 1 to 1122 and encodes 373 amino acids. The record is from RefSeq and is a predicted model, not a curated record. Gene Ontology annotation, cellular component: membrane.
AUGGCGCAUGAGGCCGGGAUUGUGUGUGCCCGCAACGGAGUGGGGGCGCACCUCGCGGCCGUGAUGGCCAAACGAUCUGCUGCGUGGUUGGCGGCACGGGAGGCACUGCAGGAGGACGGGGAUGCAGUCCGCCCCACAAUGGAGCACGGCGUCCAGCCGAAGACCCUGGAUAUGUUAUCAGCCAACCAGACAAAGUGCAUUACAUUUCUGCUUUUGGGAUUUCAGAACCCCCUGUUUGUUAAUCGGAUGCUCUUUGUUCUGUUCCUUGUGAUCUACAUCUUGACGUUAGUCGGAAACCUGCUGAUUAUUAUAUUGGUGGCAAAGUUUCCGAGUCUGAAAUCCCCCAUGUAUUUCUUCCUCACGCAGUUAUCAUUGUGUGAUAUUCUGCUCACCACAAACAUUGCCCCCAAUAUGCUCCAUGUGAUAAUUGAUAGAGGAAGUAUCAUUUCUUUUUCUGGAUGCAUCACGCAACUAUACUUUCAUGGAACUUCUACCGCUGCUGAAUGUUAUCUCCUAACAGUGAUGUCCUACGACCGUUUUUUAGCCAUCUGCCGGCCUCUCCAUUACACCUCUAUUAUGAAUCUCAGGCUUCAAUUACAUUUCAUUAUUUUGUGUUGGACUUCAGCAUUUCUUGUAUCGUUUCCUGUUAUGUUACUAACAGCCAACUUGCAAUUCUGCGGACCCUAUGUUAUAGACCAUUAUUUUUGUGAUUUUGAACCACUGCUGGAGUUGUCUUGUUCAGAUAAUACUAUUCUUGAACUUGUACAAAAUGCUAUAGGAAUACCUUCUGGACUUUUCCCUUUUUUCUUUAUCCUUUUCACAUACAUCUAUAUAUUUAUAACUAUUUUUGGAAUUUCCAGCACCACUGGGAGGCAGAAGGCCUUCCUCACCUGCAGCUCACAUUUGACUGUGGUGAGCACGUUCUAUGGGACUAUAAUAGCCAUUUACCUGUUUCCCUCUAAAGGACAAUCAUCUACCGUUAAUAAACUUAUCUCGCUCCUACUUUCAAUGGGAACGCCAUUUCUCAACCCAAUCAUAUACAGUCUUAGAAAUCAGGAGAUUAAGAAAACUCUGAUUGAAUGUAUUUCAAAAAGCCUGGAGGCAAAAAAAACCAUCAUGUAA